CUGACACACAGUACUAACAAACAUAACCUUCGCGCGUCAAAUUCCCGUAUGUUUUUGUAGCAGUAAAACUGGACGACCGACGACGUUUUGCUGUUCUGUCACUUGCUGCCAGCUGUGAUUAGUUUGUAACGCAUUAGCUAUUCGACAUUAUGGAGGAUCAAGAUAUUCCAAUUGAUAUAAACAGUGGCAAAUUACUUGAAUGGCUUGUCAGCAGGAGACAUUGCAAAAAAGAUUGGGCAACCCAUAUUUUAAAAAUAAGGGAGAAAAUAAACAAUGCUAUUCAAGACAUGCCGGAGCAUAAAGAUAUAACAAAGCUGCUGUCAGGAACAUUUAUAAAUUACUUUCACUGUAAAAAAAUUGUGGAAAUAUUAAAAGAGACAGAGGCAGAUACAAAAAAUCUUUUUGGUCGGUAUGGAUCACAAAGAAUGAAAGACUGGCAAGAGAUUAUUCGCAUGUAUGAAAAGGAUAAUUUGUACCUUGCAGAGGCUGCUUCUAUGCUUAUUAGGAAUGUUAGUUAUGAAAUACCCGGAUUCAAAAAACAAAUACAAAAAUUAGAACAAAUGAAAGUUGACUUUGAAAAAAAAGAAACAGAGUACAAAAAAUCAGAACAUUUUCUACAAUCUGAAUUCAAUAAUUUAUGCAAACAGUUGGGAAUCUCAGGAGUUAAAAUCAAAAAAGAGUUGGCUGAAAGAAUAAUUGAUCUACCUCUUUAUUAUGACAAGAUUAUAAAACAACUUAAUGGAAUAGAAAAUGUUGUUGAAUUUUAUAAUGCUUUUGUACAGUUUACUCAUGGCAUGCCUCGCAAUGAAGGAUGUGUGCCAUUGUUGAAAUAUUUAAUAGAAAAAGGAAAUACUACAACAUAUGAAUAUACAUAUGGAGAAGCGCCAAUAACUAUUACUGAGCCUAAUUAUCAUAUUGAUGUAGAAGAUGAGGAUGAAAAUAAUGAAAAUAAUGAAAUUGAUUUUGGUUGCCCAGCUGUUGAAGGAAUAGAUUUUAACAAUAUUGAUUUAGAUGGUGGAGAAAUUGAUUUUGGAGGUGACAUUCAGUUAGAAGAUGGAGGUGAAAUUGAUUGGGGUGGAGUAGCAGAUGAUUCUGUUCCAGCAGAAGAAGCAAUAGAUUUUAAUAUUUCUCUGGAAGAAUCUGGUAUUGUUGUUGAAUCAGUUGGAACUGAUGGUGGACACGCAACAGGAACACAGGCACUGUCAGUUUUAGAUAAUCCAGAAACACGAAACGAAUUUAUUAAUCAACUUUAUGAGCUGGAAGCAUUUUUAAAAAUGCGCUUGUAUGAAUUCAAAAGUGAAAAUAAUAAGAAUACUUUGAAUAUGACACAAAUGCAAGAUGCAUCUCUUCAGCACACUACUGUGGAUACAACACAAAGUAUGUUGGACAGCGUACAAGUUAUUCUUUCUGAAGCACUGGAUACAAAGCUGAAACACUUGCACAGCAUUAAACAUUCACCCAGAUACGUUGAUAUAUUAGCAUCUAGUUUAAAACAGAAACAAAAAAUGAUCAAGAAAAUGCAAGACUUGGCGCAAUCAAUGAGAAAUAAACAAGAAGAAACACUUUCUCAAGCUGAUGCACUUAGACCUAUACUAAAAUUAGUUGUACAGAAAACGAAAGAAUUACAAAGUGAAAUUGAAAACGAUAUUUCCAAGAAAUACAAAAAUAGAGAAGUACUUUUAACUGGUAUCAUCAACACAUUGUAACGAAUGAUGGGUUAAAUCGGUAAAUUUUCGGUGAACCGGCGAUAAAUUUUAUUAUUUUGUACAUAAACACUAUCUAAAUUAUCAACUAUCACUGUUUUAAAGUUAUAAUAAUACAUUUAUACUUUUACUAAACAUAAAUAAUGAUAAAACGAUU
Trichogramma pretiosum is the source of this 1860-nucleotide messenger RNA. RefSeq names its product CDK5 regulatory subunit-associated protein 3. Gene Ontology annotation, biological process: regulation of cyclin-dependent protein serine/threonine kinase activity; regulation of mitotic cell cycle. The transcript has 9 exons. The record is from RefSeq and is a predicted model, not a curated record. Gene Ontology annotation, cellular component: endomembrane system. The coding region runs from base 150 to 1706 and encodes 518 amino acids. NCBI's taxonomy places the organism in Eukaryota, Metazoa, Arthropoda, Insecta, Hymenoptera, Trichogrammatidae.